AUGACCUCCCCGUCAACACGCCGACUUUUGAAAGAAUCAACCGACCUCUACAAGAACCCAAGUCCCUACUUCACCGCCGGUCCCGUCGAUGAAUCCAACCUCCACGACUGGCACUUUACACUCGCCGGACCGCCUACUCCAAGCCCCUACGCCGGCGGCUUCUACCACGGCCGCAUCACCUUCCCCCCAACAUACCCCCUCCGCCCUCCAUCCUUCCGCUUCUUAACUCCCUCGGCGCGCUUCGAAGUCAACCGCGAAAUAUGCCUCAGUAUCUCAGGCCACCACGAGGAAACGUGGCAACCGGCAUGGGGGGUGCGGACGGCGUUGCUGGCUAUUCGGAGUGAAAUCUUCGGGUCGGAGAGUAAAGGGCAGGUUGGGGGAAUGGAGGGGGGUGAGACGCUUCGGAAGGAGUAUGCGCGUCUUUCAAGGAGUUGGAAGUGUCGCGAGUGUGGGGUUGAAAAUGAGGGGGCGAUGCGGGAGCUUUGGGAGAGGUGUAAGGAGAAGGGUGUUGAGGUUGAUGUUGAGGGGUCUGACGAUGGGAAGGAUUUGCAGACGGCGGAGGGAAAUGAGAAGCAGAAUGAAGGGAUUCAGACAUCGGUUGCGUCGCAAUCUGCAGAGCUGGCCUCUGCUCCGGUCUCGGUCCCUGCUCCUGCUCCUGCAUCUGCAUCUGCAUCUGCACCUGUUCAAGCACCUCAAUUACAAUCACAGCCUUUGACUUCUACGCCAGCUCUAGCUCCAGCGCCGGCCGCCUCACGCCCUCAGCCAACACCAACUAUUCCGGCCCCAAUUACCGAACCGGCGAAUACUCCAUGGCUGGACCGAGCCAUCAUCGGCGUGGUCGUCGCUCUCAUCCUUCUGGUCUUGCGCCGAGUGACCGACGCCGACGAACUAUGA
Molecule: messenger RNA, 894 nt
Organism: Penicillium atrosanguineum
Lineage: Eukaryota; Fungi; Ascomycota; Eurotiomycetes; Eurotiales; Aspergillaceae
Product: ubiquitin-conjugating enzyme E2
Exons: 1
Coding region: 1-894 (297 amino acids)
Source: RefSeq, a predicted model, not a curated record